AUGCAUUCUUCUACAAGUCCGCAUAACUCGGUAGCCUAUUACAAUGGCCAGGUCUAUACAGUCAACGCCACCCAGCCAUGGGCCCAAGCCUUUAUUGUGUCGGCGACUGGAAUCAUCGAAGCAAUAGGCACCGAAGAGGAGAUCCUCGAAAUUGCUAGCUCGCGUAACCUCAUCCGUUACAAUCUUGGUCAACGAUUUAUCAUGCCAGGGAUCCACGAUGCCCACACCCAUCUGCUGCUGGCCAGCAUGCAAGCUAUGAAUGAGUCAUCCAUUGGCAUCGAUUCAGGCGCGAGCGAUAUCGGUCAACGACUGCAAGACGGUGUAUGUGCUUGCUCAUAUCACAAUGUCGCAGGAGACUGGGUGAUUGGGAACUUCUAUCAAGCUAGUUUCUUCCCAGAUGGUAUUCCGGAUCGCAAAUAUCUGGAUUCCAUAUAUCCAACUACGCCCGUACUUGUGCGAGAAGUUUCUUGCCAUCGACUUCUUCUGAAUACUGCAGGAUUGGGAAGAGCAGGAAUCGACCCGGUCAAUGCAGUUGAUCCUCCGGGUGGCUUUUACGUUCGCCGUUACGACGGAAGUCUCACUGGAGAAGUGGCUGAGGGCGCCAUGAGUCAGGUCUUUUCAAAGCUCCCCAUUACGCCCUUGUCUCACGCGAAGCGUGCCUUGGAAUUUGGAGUACGCAUGUGUCUCAAGUAUGGGAUCACAUCCUGUCAAGAGGCCUCCGCCAACUCGUUGUACCUCCAUGCCAUCCGAGAGCUGGAGCUUGAAAACCGUCUCAAUUUAGAUGUAUACACUCAUAUUGUCUGUGCACCGGAGACAUUCGCCAUGGAGCCUCGCGAUAGUCUAGCGGCCUUGCUAGAUGUGGCAAAUGGCUUCCGUAGCAAACAUGUGCACACGAAUUUCGUCAAGUUAUGGCUAGACGGCGCUCCAUUACCGCCACAAUUUACCCAGUGCGAUCUUGACGCACAGGGACGUCCGGAGCAGAAACACAUGGUAAUUGGUUGGGAAUUUUUAGAGGAGGCAGUGACCAAAUAUGAUGCGCGAGGUAUGACCUGUAAGCUUCACGUUGCAGGAGAGGGAUCUGCUCGUGGAGCGCUGGACGUCUUGGAAAGAGUUCGAAAGAGAAACCCCGGUGGCCCGCGGCAUGAGCUGGCACAUUGUAGUGCGGUUCAUGAGGAUGAUAUUCCUCGCUUCGUGAAAAGCCGCAUCACCGCCGAAAUGUCUCCUGCCAUCUUUCAUGAACCAAUUGUCAAUGAGAUACCACACCUUUUCAAAUGGCCUUUCAAUCAGGUCCUAGAAACAGGUGCCCACAUGACGAUCGGCUCGGACUGGCUUUUGCCGGACACUCCAAGCCUUUUCGAUGCACUGGCUGCUAUUGUCGAGAAGGUGAAGAUCUGGCCAGGUGGCCGCAAAAGCUCCGCUUUGGAACUUGGUAAAUCUGAAAAGGAGCGAGGUGGUGAGAUUUUGUGCCGAGUCAUUACACUUAGUGGCGCGGAAGCGGUUGGAGCGCAAGGCCGAACCGGCAGCCUAGAAGUGGGGAAAAAAGCAAAUUUUAUCGCUAUAGACCGCGAUUUAAGCAAGGGAAAUUUUUCUGGGGCGACUGUGUUGAAAACAUGGUUCGAAGGGCGGUUGGUCUAUGACUGCAAGGAAUUUGAGGCUGGUGCGGUUCUCUCGGUCACAAAUAGCAGGUUGUGA
Messenger RNA from Penicillium mononematosum, 1692 nucleotides. RefSeq names its product amidohydrolase. Gene Ontology annotation, molecular function: hydrolase activity, acting on carbon-nitrogen (but not peptide) bonds. NCBI's taxonomy places the organism in Eukaryota, Fungi, Ascomycota, Eurotiomycetes, Eurotiales, Aspergillaceae. The transcript has 2 exons. The coding region runs from base 1 to 1692 and encodes 563 amino acids. The record is from RefSeq and is a predicted model, not a curated record.